AUGGAGCUGGUGGAACCACUCUUGCUGACCAUAUCCAACGUAAAGGAGUUGGUUCAGAGUCAUGCCGAAAUAUCCAACGAAGUAUCGGAUCUCGGGGAGACUAUUCUCCUGAUAGAAACAGCUAUUCGACCUCUGGGCUCCUCUGGAAACGACGAUCCGCACCUCAAGGAUGUGCUUAGAGCCCUGCAACUCAGCAUGGUCAAUGCCAAGACUGCCUUGGAGAAGGUGGCCACGGCCACGACCAUCUCGCAGCGAGUUAUGUCAUGGUUUCGAUCAAGCACCGAUCUGUCAGAGCUCAAGAGCCACCAGGAGAAGCUCAAGACACUCUGCCCGAUCCUUUCGCUUGCCAUCACCACCAGUCAACAGAACAAGAACAAGGGUGGAGCCGGUGCGGACCAAGAGUUCAAUGCAAUGCGACUAGUGAAGAACGAGGAAACCAAGCGCUUUUGGGCGCACCACUUUGGACCGAAGACUUUCAAGGUAACAUGGGACCAGUUCCGGGCAGCUUUCGAACACGAGUUUGAAGCACAACGAGACUCUAAUAUUGAACUGCUGCGACAGCGAUUGGACCGAAAUAACGACGGGGAUGUAGAUAUUUACGAGCUGGCCACCUUCACCGGCCAACUGAGCGUGCUAGAUAGCUAUCAGCAGCUUGUGGAACAGCACGGACAACGGCGACAGCAGCAACAACAACAGCAACAAACGCAGCGAGUAAAACGACCAGCCCCUCGAGGCGACGAACAGGAGCGUCGUGCUUCGGAGAAGGAGCCGGUCAACAGGAAGCCCAGAACUGAAGAUCUCGAUAAGAGCGUAUGCGAAUCCGUACUCGAGGCGCUAAACCUGCUCGGCACGUUCGGUUCAGGCAACGGCACGUUCAUCAACGGCAAGCGGCUGACCAAGAGCAAGAAAAUGCUGCUUCACAGCGGAGACCAAAUCGGCAUCGUGACGGACAAGGAGCGCCUCCUGUGUAUCAUGCAACGGCACCGACGACAGUCAGGAGCUGCGCUCUUCCCCGUCAUCUUCAUGUUCGCCACCGUCGUUGGCCUCGCCCUCUUCACCCUCCUCCUGUUCCUCUCCUUCUCCAACCUCGUCCUCUUCGUCUUCAGCAUCACCAUCCUGCGGGACCAACCCCAUCGACAGGUGGCGGGCACCGGCCCUGUGGGCAUCACCUCCACCUCCGCCUUCUCCGCCGUGCUCGCCAGCUCGCUCCAGCAGCUGACCAACAACGACAACGAUUCGUGA
Messenger RNA from Acanthamoeba castellanii str. Neff, 1242 nucleotides. RefSeq lists its product as uncharacterized. The record is from RefSeq and is a predicted model, not a curated record. Gene Ontology annotation, biological process: cell surface receptor signaling pathway. The transcript has 11 exons. Gene Ontology annotation, molecular function: calcium ion binding; protein binding. Bases 1 to 1242 code for a protein of 413 amino acids. Lineage: Eukaryota; Discosea; Longamoebia; Acanthamoebidae.